UGCUGAUUAGACGUUUUGGGUACUUUACUUACAGAAAACAGAACAUGAUAAUGUGACUAGUACUGACUACUUCCAUUUAAUUAUUUCUGCUAAGUGCUCUGUUUAUUAAACCACAUUUAGUGAAAUGGCGAGUGGGGAUAGUAAUGUGGUAAGAAUAGUAAAUCUUGAUGACACAUUUACGGAAGAAAUACUAAAAAAUUGUAUUUUAAUCAAUUGCCGGCCUGAAGGAGAUGUGAAGAAAAUUUAUUUAAAAAGAGAUGAUAAAACUAAAACCUCUUAUGGUUAUGUAGUUUUUGAGAACAGCUAUGAUGCUUUGAAAAUGACACAAACUUUAAAUGGGCAUAUUUAUAUUUCAAACAAAUUAGAAAUUGAACUAAUCGGCCCAAAUUUAAAAUAUCGCAUAUAUGGAAAAGAUAACAAAGUCCUUCGCUUAUUAGGAACUACAGGUACAGUACUAAAGACACAUACCCGUCAAAAUCUGGAUGGUUUACUCGCAAGAAGACAAUCUGCUUUAAAUAGAAAACAUUUUGUAGGUCCAAGUUCAGCGUCCAACAUUGAGAGAGCAAGGAACAAACGGGUGCCUUCUUGUGAUGAAGCACAUAGAAUUCCUAAUAGUGGUUCUAAAUAUAUUCCCCCACAUAUGCGGAAUAGAAAUAAAACUAUAAUGCUGCUGUUAAUUUUAUCCCGGUCCAACCCAUUCAAAAUGAUGAAUUGAUGGAUUUUGAUUUAUUUGAUUAGAUAUUUUGUGUGAGAUUUUAUCAUUACCUAUAUUUUAUUUUGCAUUUCAUAUAUGGAUGCUGGUGAAAAUUAAAGUGGUCAUAUUUUGAUAAUGAAGUAUAUUCCAUACAAUUUUUUAGGGGAUGAUUUCUAUGCUAAUAAAGACAACUAUCAUGAUGAAAAAAUUUGAAACAGAAUUUGCAAGAGCUUGAAAAGGGUGCAAUAUUUGUUCAUAAUCAAUUGAUCAACUACUGUUUUUUUACUUUUCACAAAAUUUAAUUUUCUUUGUAUUUUCACUUUUCAUAGUGUUGUACCUACAUCAUAAAAGUUUUCUUUGCGAGCUCAAAAUAAUUCCCUAAAAAAUGGUAUGGAUCUCAUAUUUUAUUACAAAAAUAUGAGAACUUUAAUUUUUACCACUUGCCACUGUAAUUAUAAACUUUUUAAGAACUGCUUAUUUUUAAAAUUGAAGAUAAAAAAUUAAAAGAGGUGAUUAAAAAAUAUAAAUAUUUUUAUUCAUGUGGGAUUAAGACUGAAAGUGGAUUCUGUGAGACUAAUUUUAAGAGGCAAGAGUUUACUUUUUCAGUUGUAGAAUUGAAAAAAAUCCGUUCCUAUCAAAUUACGUUAUAGUUACAAUUGAUUUAU
This is a messenger RNA of Anoplophora glabripennis (Asian longhorned beetle), 1359 nucleotides long. RefSeq lists its product as uncharacterized. NCBI's taxonomy places the organism in Eukaryota, Metazoa, Arthropoda, Insecta, Coleoptera, Cerambycidae. The transcript has 5 exons. The record is from RefSeq and is a predicted model, not a curated record. Gene Ontology annotation, molecular function: RNA binding. Bases 125 to 715 code for a protein of 196 amino acids.